AUGGCCGCCCCCCAGCAGACAUACGUGCCGAGCAAGACGCUCCGGACCGAGUAUCCCCUCAUCGACAACGACCCCCACUUCAAGAGAGUCAUUGCAUAUGCCAGACCAUCCGACUAUGUCCACGGCGCGGUAGCUGCCGCGGCUGGGCCCGGAGCCCUGUGGACGAUGGAGCGCAUCGCGCCGUCACACGUCGGCAAGGGCGGUUUCGCCUCGGCCAUGCGCCUGACUGGCGUCAUUGGUGCUAUCGGCGGUUUCCUCUACUUCUACCAGAGAUCUACACUGCGGUUCUACGGCAUGAGCGAGAACGCCCGCGAGAUCGACCUGGACAUGAAGGAGAUGGUGGCCAAGGUCAAGGCGGGCGAGCCGCUGUACGGCGUGAGCCAGCUGAGCCCGCACAUGCAGGGCGUGGCGGCGCGGCAGUCGCGGUACUCUGCGCUCUUCACUGCGGUGCUGCCGUGGUUCAACUUUGUCAACCACAACCAGCACGGCGUCGACACGGCCAAGUACUACCGCCAGGCCGAGCGGGAGCUCGAGGCCGAGCGCCUGAGCAACAGCCCCGUGCAGGGUUAA
This is a messenger RNA of Microdochium trichocladiopsis, 570 nucleotides long. Its product is annotated as NADH-ubiquinone oxidoreductase 21 kDa subunit. Lineage: Eukaryota; Fungi; Ascomycota; Sordariomycetes; Xylariales; Microdochiaceae. The record is from RefSeq and is a predicted model, not a curated record. The transcript has 4 exons. The coding region runs from base 1 to 570 and encodes 189 amino acids.